UCGAGAUACAUGCAUGCACUGUAGGAGUAGGAGCACCACCGGCCACAGCCCAGCCGUCGCAUCGAUCGAUUUCCUGUCGCGCGCCACAGUGACGACGCACACAGGUCAAGCAAGCAUACGACGGAGUUAGUAUUACAAGAUGCAACGCAGGCAAAACUUUUCUCUUUUGGUUAACUGCAGGAGACAACUGGGUCGCAGGCGAGAAGAAGCUAACUUUUAGGACAUGGAAACAACAAGGACCACGAGCUCCGGCCUCUUCAUGUCUCCGAGCCUUUUUCUCCCCGAUGAAAGCUUCAGAAACAAGCCAGGGCCGGGUUGUUCCUUUCUCCAGCUUGGAGGAAAGCAUGUCACUUAAUCAAGUUUGGUAUCCCUUUUACUGCUAUCAUUGUGCAGUAUCCGCCGAAUCUAGCUACUAUAUGGUAAACAAUCAAUAAACAUAUCAAGCACUUUCUGAUGUUCCAAUCAACCUGUAACAUUUCACCAUAUCCACCACGGAUGCUCUCAGCGUAUCUCCCUCCGGCCUGCAACAGCAGAGUUCUUGCUUGCCCAGAUGGCAACGAUGACAGUAUCAGCACAUGAGAAAUCCAGUGGCUCUGGGCCUAAUUGCUCAUCCACCGUCUACAUGUAGCACGUACGUACUAAUACCAAAGCAAACAAAAGACAUGUUCUCCUGGUCCUGCAGACUGUUGUUGAAGUGGAGAUACGCCGUGAGCAAGCUACGCAUUUGGCAUGCAUGGAUGACAGGCAGACACAGCAGCGACAGGGGGCCUUUUGAGCUAUGCCAGCCUCAUGCUUAACCUUCUAAUCUAAUGCUAAUAAAUCAUGGGCUAACCAAACCCAGGCAGCCAGGCAGGUGCAUCUAAUCUCCCCAGGCCUAUCUGCCAGGCCCCCACCAUGAGGGCGAGGCGCUACGGCCACAUGGACUACAGAUGGAAAUACCUGUAACACUGCGUUGCAAGCGAAAUGGUUUGCUCCUCCCUCCUUGGCUUUGGUGACAAGAGAAGAGAGGGUACGCAAAUGGUUGGGGAAAGUUAUGGGUGACAGUUGGAGCUUGCGAGGAUAGGCCACCCUUUCCCAUUUAAACACACUGCCAUCCUUUCUGCGGUUCCUUCACACACCUCCACCCCCAAACACACCAUAGCCAUACACACGGCCCAGCCCUGAAGAAUUCUUGCCCCCCCUCAACUCCUUCUGAAUUCUUGAUCCUUUGAAGAGGGCUGAUUGCUGGAGGAUCUGGUGCUCUUCUCGGGUUAUGGGUGCUCAAGAGGCAUAGGCAAGAACAGUGCCAUCUUCAGUGCUGCAUUGUUGAGGAUAUUCAGAUUUCGGGAGAAGCAUAAGAGUAGGUGCUCGCAGAAUUCUCCCUCGACCUUGUUCUGCCUUGUUUCCAUUCUUGGCCAUUCUUGUCUCUCUUUUGGUCUUCCACUCCGAUCGCCUGUCAUGGAAUCCUCCCAAAUCACCGGGGAUGGCGGCGAAGAGUGCAACAGCAAUGAAUCCGGGUGGACAAUAUACCUGACCUCCCCCACGAGCAGCUAUGAAGCAAAAGAGAAUGGCAGUGAAGGGAGCAAUGUUGAAGAUGGCAGUGGCUACAUCACCGAGAGGAGGAAAGGGAAAGAAGAGAACAACGCGGAUGAUGAUGGAGAUUAUGAUUCCCUGGCGUCUGAUGCUUCCACAGGGACAUCUCAAGUGAAGGUGCUUGAAGGCAAAGAAGAGAAGGAUCGUCAGACAAAUCAUGGUUCCAGCAAUGAACAUGUCAAGGAUGAACAAGCUGAGACACUUACCAAGUUCUCGACAGGCAGCAACAAAAAGGCGGGCAAGGUGAAGAAAGGGGACGAGAAAAGCAGCAAAAGAGGCCACAAUAGAAGACGUAGCUCAUCAAGAACAAGCUUCUUUUGGUAAUAUUAUCAAGCUAGAAUCAAUGUCAGAGGCAUGAGGAAUUGAAGGCCUUGUGAUGGUCCCUGCUAUUGCCUUCUGCUGUUUUGUCCAUUUGUUAGCCACCUCAUAGGUUAGUUCUUCCUGUGCAAAUCUGUCACCCUUUCAUUAUUAUUCAUUACCCUAUUCGUAAUAUCGACAUUCAAGCA
This is a messenger RNA of Aegilops tauschii subsp. strangulata, 2078 nucleotides long. RefSeq lists its product as uncharacterized. Lineage: Eukaryota; Viridiplantae; Streptophyta; Magnoliopsida; Poales; Poaceae. Gene Ontology annotation, biological process: cytokinin biosynthetic process. The record is from RefSeq and is a predicted model, not a curated record.